ACAUGUUGCGGGCGAAUACAAGGUUUGGAAUCUAGAAGAAGUUACACGCUUUAGUAGUGUUCAAGCGGGUUAUCCUGAGGAUUAAAAAUCCAUCAGAUCUGGUCAAUCUGCUUUUCAACUGCAGCAGAAGGGUUGCAGCCUGAGCUAGCAUGUGUAGCAGCGCACACGCAUACUUUUCUUCAGCCUUCGUAGGGUUCAGGGCGCCUUCCUUUAAGAUCAGCCUUGGUUUGGCAAGGUCUUGCUGUUGUAGCAUGAUGCAGAAGGUAUAACAAUGACAUGCAGGAAGCCAGUGAUUUAUCUUUGGAUGAUCUUUUGCUGCAUGCCUUUGCACUGAAGUAACGCAGGUGAUGCUACCAUGGCGCCGAGCAGUACCAAGCCCGCCCCUCAGUUCCUUCGGCGGAGCGACUCUGCCAGUAGGAAAGCUAUCACGCAAGUGAUAGAUGUGCCACGACACUAUGGGCACAGGCCUGGCUUGCCUCACUCACCGCUUCCCCCCACCGGCCGCCAUCGUCGCUCCAACAGCGUUCCUCAUAGCACCCUGCUAGAAGUGCCGGAUGAAGGCAGUUGGUCCGCAGAUGAUGCAGAUGAAGCUGAAGGGCCCCCCAUCAAACCUCCCGAGAAGAAGACCCGCCCACGACCUCUGCAGCCACCGCUCGGUUUGGGCAUGGGCUUUGAUCGCCCGUUUGGCGUGACCACCGACCUGGAAGCCCCGCUGCUGCAUGGGCAGACUGGGCCCAUCGCUGCGGACGAUCAGUCCGAGCUAGAAGAUGAGAAGGACCUGCCCCUGGUGGGGCUGCCCGCGGUGGCGAACCUGAAAGCGGAGGCGUACAAGCAGUGGACCAUGGCGCUGCCCAUCAGCACCAUGAACAUCUUUGAGUUCAUGCUGGCGCUCGUGUCCGUCAUGUUUGUGGGCCACCUGGGCGCCACCCAGCUGGCAGCGGCUGCCCUGGCCGCCAGCGUUGCGAAUGUCACCGGGAUCUCUGUCAUGGAGGGCCUCGCAAGUGCCCUGGAGACGUUGUGCGGGCAGGCGUACGGCGCGGAGCAGUACGAGCAGCUGGGGCUGAUGCUGCAGCGGGGGGGCGUGAUCAUGACCAUCUUCUGUAUACCCAUCGCCCUGCUGUGGCUCAAGGCGGAGGACAUCCUGCUGCUCUGGCACCAGGAGCCCGCCAUCGCCGCCCUCGCGGGCCAGUACAUGCUCUACCUCAUACCUGGCCUCGUCGCCUCCGCCUGGCUAUACCCGGUCGCAGAGUACAUUCAGAGCCAGGCCAUCUCAUACCCGCUGGCACUGUGUUCCGGGCUAAGCCUGCUGCUGCACAUCCCCAUCAACUACUUGUUCAUCUACACGUUCGAUUUCGGCUUCACCGGCGCCGCCAUUGCUAACUCGUUCUCCGAGAUCGUGAAUCUGGGGCUGCUCGUUUUGUACCUCCGCUAUGAGACGAGCGGGAUUUUGGAGCGCACGUGGGACGGCUGGUCGCGCGACUGCCUCGAGGACUGGGGGCCCUUCCUGGCGCUCGCAAUUCCGGCAUGCUUGAUGACCUGUUUGGAGUUGUGGUGUUUCGAGCUGAUCGUGAUCCUGGCGGGCCUGCUGCCCAACCCCGAGGACCAGGUGUCGGCCAUGACCGUCUGCUUCAACACCACCGCGCUCUGCUUCAUGCUCCCCCUCGGCCUCAGCACCGCCGUCAGUGUCCGUGUGAGCAACGAGCUGGGCGCGAACAAGCCGGGCCGUGCGCGGCUGGCGCUGCACACGAGCAUCGGGCUGGCGCUGCUGGUGGGCGCGGGCGUGUCGCUGCUGCUGCUGCUCGUGCGGAAGCAGUGGGCGCUCCUCUUCACGUCCGCCGACGAGACGGGCGUCAUCGCACUCGUGUCGCAGCUCAUGCCGCUCGUGGUCGCCUCCCAGUUCGGGGUGGCGCUGCAAGCCAUCCUCUCGGGCGUGCUGCGUGGCAGCGGUCAGCAGCUGGUGGGCAGCGUGAUCAACUUCAUCUGCUACUACGCCGUUGGCGUGCCCGCGUUGAUCUGGUUCACCUUCAAGUGGCACUGGGGCCUCGAGGGGCUGUGGUACGGCCUAAUGCUGGGCGUGACGGUCCAGAUCGUGCUGCUCAUGGCGCUGCUGCUGCACACGGACUGGACGCUCCAGGCCGACCUAGCCGCGGAAAGGGUAGACGAGUUCUUGGAGAGCAGCAGCGAGGAGAGCGCGCAAGAGGAAGAUCCCGACGAACCAUAGAUGCUGAGACUGUACUAUACAGAUUGCACGCACGAGCAUUCAACGGUGGGGGCAGUGUGCCGCUAGCGGCCCUGAGCACAACGCUUGGUUCGCCCCGCCGAUUGCAAAAAGUACAUGGAGUUGGGAGUCGUGUCGACGGACACGAAGGAGCCUCCUGAAUCUCCGGCAUGCCAUUUAGCAGGUGCCCAUUGAUUACGCGAGAUCAUUUUAGAUACACGUUACCUGGUCUUUUUCUCAAGAGAAAAAGCUGGCACGCACAGGCAGGAAUUGGCGAAUGGCCAAGAUGACGUGUGAUGAGGAAAUGGAUCAAGUGGUACUCCCUGACCGGACAAGGCUAUCUGCCUAAAAUCUUUCGGCACAGGAGCUUGCACGAUUUGUGUGCAAUGCGUUCGAGGCCCGUUUGUAUACACUGGUAGGCGGGUCCCGCCUAAAUUGCGCCAGGCUGCCCGUCUUAUGUUCAGG
Molecule: messenger RNA, 2683 nt
Organism: Klebsormidium nitens
Lineage: Eukaryota; Viridiplantae; Streptophyta; Klebsormidiophyceae; Klebsormidiales; Klebsormidiaceae
Source: the annotation of a GenBank genome assembly